ACUCAAGGCCGUUGGGACAAGGAGGUAGGUUUGAUUUAGCGAAGUCAAUAUGGGAAAUUAUCUUACUUUCCAUGGGUGGAUAUUUUAUACCAAUAAACACUAUGAACUUAACAAUACACACAGUUAGUCGUGAAAAUCUACAAGAAAUAAAAUGCAAGGCUAUGCUUCUUAUACUGGAGGCCCAGUUGGGUUUGGUGAUCCUAACAGCAAGUAUAUUUCGAGUACAGAACGCAGCAACGUAAUUUCAAAAUUUGUACAAGAGAAACUUAUUAGUGAAUUAUGUGUAGAAGAGUGGAAAGAUUGGCGAAAGUGCAUACGUGGAAAACGAGGCGAGUGGUUCGGUACCUGGAAAUGCAAACCUAAAUAUCAGAUAUUUGAACAGUGUCAGAUGAGGUACCUUCUAGACCUAGAUGAACUCAAAAAAUUUGAAGAGGAAUACUUAAGUAUGCGUAGUGAAUAUCGGAAAACUGGUGUGGGUCGCGCUUUCAUGACGAAAGAACGAAUACAAGAACUGUGCGAGUUGUAAAUGCCCCCUUUUAUAACUGUAGCACACUCCAGUUCAUAAAUAUAUAUAUAACUAUGA
Molecule: messenger RNA, 583 nt
Organism: Schistosoma haematobium
Lineage: Eukaryota; Metazoa; Platyhelminthes; Trematoda; Strigeidida; Schistosomatidae
Exons: 4
Coding region: 152-526 (124 amino acids)
Source: RefSeq, a predicted model, not a curated record